AUGUUCUUGGAUUCACAAGAAGGGGAGCCAAGCUCUUUUGAAAAUGAGGUUGUGGGUUGGUUGCCGGAGAAUGGACAGAACCCAACUCAAUAUUGUGCAGGAUCUGAAUCUUCUUGUAUUCCUGUUAGGAAUCAAUCCUCAAGCACCAUUUAUGAUCCUAUGCCACAUGGUGCAAACAUGACCGUUGAUGCUUGUGACAUGGGCGGGUGCCAUGUCAGCACCUCAAGUAACGACGGUCUUUCACCCUGGCAUCACAACUACACUUCAACAGAGCUGCUUUCUGCCCUCAUGUCUCCUACGUCAUUCCCUCUGAUGAAGGAGAUUGCAGGUCCAAGCAUUCCCCAGGUUGUAGUAUCACAGCAGCAGGUUGAGACAGCAUCAAAUUGCCCUCAAAUGCCACCUACCGGUGAAGGUGCAAACUAUGAGAGCAACCUGCCUCAUCUUGGUGUAGAUUAAUUCAGUACCAUAAAUCGUUAAAUUUCCCUUAGGCUUGAUGAAUUUGGGUGGUCAGAGACCUAUUUGAAAUUUGCUUGUGUAUUUAAUUUUUUCUUCGUCGAAGUUUCAUGUCCAGUUAGAUAUUUUGGUCGAGAUGAGA
Molecule: messenger RNA, 595 nt
Organism: Theobroma umbraticum
Lineage: Eukaryota; Viridiplantae; Streptophyta; Magnoliopsida; Malvales; Malvaceae
Product: agamous-like MADS-box protein AGL104
Source: RefSeq, a predicted model, not a curated record